Molecule: messenger RNA, 2615 nt
Organism: Pyricularia oryzae 70-15
Lineage: Eukaryota; Fungi; Ascomycota; Sordariomycetes; Magnaporthales; Pyriculariaceae
Exons: 4
Coding region: 824-1927 (367 amino acids)
Source: RefSeq, a predicted model, not a curated record
UACAAGUACACCCACCCGCCCCAAGAUCCUAGGCGGCUUUGGCUUGGCGCUUGGCUCUAUUGUUUUCCCAUCCAUUUUCUCUUAAGCAAUUCCCUUGCUGUCUGCCAUCCCUCACACUCCUCUGGCACCGGAGGUUUUCCAAACUUAAACAGGCUCUCUGCGUUUUUCAUUUCUUUGGCCGUGUGCAUUGUGGUUCGGUUUGGGUUUCGUUAUUUCUUUUUACUCGGUUCGACCUUACGGCCCACCAUCUCAUCGAAGUAGACGACCAUUUUGUCCGAAAGCGAAAACAAGACGUUUCGCCGCUGGCUGGUCCCCUUUCGCUUCAACCUGACACUCGUCUACGAACGUUCGACUUUGGUCCUUUGCAGAUAUAACCAACUCGGACCAAAUCCCAACCAAGGACGUACGAUAAUUUUUACGAUUCCGAGUCAACUUGUAGCGCGGUUGCCUAUUUGUAUCAGCUCGUGACGCCUUUGCUGUGCGGCACGCAUCGUAGCAGACAUUCAACUGCUGGAUAUCGCAUCACCGUUGGAGAACACAACAACAAGCUUCACAGGAACCAUUGAGCGUUGCGGGGCGGCCGUAGUCGGAAGUUAUUGGGCGCUGGCCCCUUUUACCUUGACAUGGCUGUUGCGUUCCGCCACAGGUGUUACUCUUAAACGCGCUUGUUUCCGAACCCCAGGCAGCCACGACGACCAUUGCUAGCUGCGCUGCUAGUAUCUUGGGGUAAACCUCCGCCAACCUUGCGUUCCUGGCAGCUUUAAAUAUUACCAGUUUUGGACACACCAAAUCUCUUGAGCUUGUCAAUUGGUUUUAGGUGUACAUGAAACCAAGCACAGUCUAUCCUGAACCGAUCACGAUGCCAUCAAGAGGGGGAUUGUCCAAGUGGACAGCUAUGCUGUCCACAACACUCCUUUUGACAAGCUUAGCAGCAGCCCAGUCAAUACCAAUGGACUACUGCGCAACCAUCAACACGGGGACAGGGCCAGGCAACCACAGCGACUGGCAAUCAGAUGGCCUGUGCUCUAACUUUUGCAAAGGCAGCAAAAGCGGCCUUGCAAUUGUAAGGGGAUCCCUCUGUUGGUGCUCAAACAUCAUGCCCAGUGACAGCGUCCAAGUAGGGACAGACAAAUGCAGAGAUCCGUGUCCCGGCUUUCCAGACGACGUCUGCGGAGGUGACGGUACCUGGGGAUAUAUGCGUAUCAGAGCUAAUCCUAUUACGGGUACAACGGGUGGCUCUGCACCAGCUUCCACAACAACUAGAGGAAGUACAGUUACUGGGCCAGUCCAGGACUCGAAACCUCCCAACCCUGCUCCGGCUCCCAUCUUGACAACUACAAUCACCGCUCUUCCCUCGCUGUCAAGCACAAACUCCGCGGGCCAACAACAGACAACGUCACCACCACAGGUAGAGACAGUGACUGCUGACGGUACGACAAGAAUUGUUACUGUGGCACCCACCGGCGUCGCAGGCUCUCCACAAACGCCUAGCUUCGAUUCCGGCCGUAAGGAAGCAGGAGGCGGGCUCGGGACUGGGGCCGCAGUUGGAAUCGCCGUCGGUGUGAUUUCGAUCCUGGUCGCAGGUGGCAUCAUAGGCUUCAUUUUCUUGCGACGCAAGCGAAGGCAGGAUCGAGAGGCUCAAGAUGCUUCGAAUCCAGGGAACUACGGGGCAGACAUGUCGCAUCCAACCACGGGCUUCGCCACUAGGAGACCAACCAAUGGGACUUGGGGCAGCGAGCACUCGAGCGGGCGCAGAAGCAGCAUGCCUGAUCCCCGAAUGAAGUCAGCCACCGGUGUAUACGGUGGAACAUUCAUCAACAGGAGUCGCGAGAGUUUUGAAUCCAUGCAGGACAACCUCGAUUACUCAAGACCUGUCCAUCACCCCAAUAAGGUACUUAGGGUUGCCAACCCUAGCGAGAACGAUUGAGAGGAUGUGAUGACUUCUCUCUGUACUAUACACAUUACCUAAGUCAAAAGACAAAAUACCGAUACACAGCUCUCCCUCCAAGACAGGGUCGGAAGUUGGAAUUCGAAUAACGACGCAUACGAAUAUCAUACAUUCAACUCACUCAGGGACGAUAUCAGCAAAGCCCGACAAGUGACUACCAAAAUCUUUACGCGACAGCGGCUCGACAUACUCGGGUUGAAAUGAGCUUGGGGUCUCUGGGAUGGUUGUCGAAGCUCCUUGGGGAUCCCAGGACCGGAUAAUUCGCACCGCUCGCAGUCCGAGGACCCCACCAGCAGGAUUGGAUUUUUAGAUUGGAUCGGCACAAUGCACACCCAAGUACGAAACAAAUCAUGUACAGAUUACCAAACAAGCGAACAAUUGGAUGGGGGCUUUGAGGGGGGAGUAGCGCUGUCCAAUACAAAACACAUAUAAUGACAUCUCGGUGUGCAAUCUCCAAACUCUUGGUGGCACAUUGUGCUAAUAGGCGUAGCGGUGGAAAGAUUUGCGGCCAUUCAUCCCCAGGGACGAUACUAAUCAUCGAUUUACAGAACUGCAUGAUGUAAUUAAUCGAUUUUGAUUGACUUUACUGUAUAUGUAACUUGGCUACCGGUUGUACCCAUGUGCUGCGAAAGUGCGACCUGCUUUGUUGCUGACAAUUAUUUCCGAC